AAUCUAACCUGAUCAAACGAAUUAGUAAGUAACGGUAAUAAGCCAAACAUCGACAAAUAAUGUUAUCUCUACGCUGGAUGUCGAUGAACACCUGACGAUCGCGUCUGCUACCAAAUCCCCCGGGAUCUGGAGGAGUCCACAUAGGUCUCCUGCGACUCCCAGAACUUCAGAUCUCAGAUGCCGCUACUCCAUGUUCUUUUACGCGUUUGGCAAAGCUUACUAACAAGUUUUGGGACCAACAUUCAGAGGAAUGAUCAUUUAAAUGCUUCGCAUUCGCAUUUGCGCAACCUUACUUCGAAAAUUCGAAAAUUAAGAUGGAUUGGCGGAACUUCGUCGGCAAAUGUAUAUGAGGCUGUAUAUUCUACCGCUACAACCUCUAAACAGAUUGCUGUGAAAUCGUUGAGGAUAGAAAUUUUCGGAAACAGGGGGCAAUCCGAAGGCGAGGAGUUAUUAAUCCGAGCUAAUGCCUGGAUGACUUUGCAACACGAUAAUAUUCUUGUUCCUAUAGGAUUUGCUGAUGGAUUUGGACCCCUUCCGUCGAUUGUAUACGAUUGGAUGCCUGGCGGGACAUUGACCUCAUACCUCGAAGAAAACUCUGACAGUCUAAGUGUUCUGCAAAGGUUUUACCUGAUCAAGCAAAUAGCGUCUGGACUCUGUUACCUGCAUCACAAGAAUGUCGUUCAUGGCAAUCUACAUGGAAAUAACGUCUUAAUUGAUGCUAUGGGUGUUGCAUAUCUUGCAGAUUACGACAUUACUGCAACACACCGAGGGCAACAUAUUCCCCCAUCUGUGAGAUGGGCGGCGCCAGAGCGCUUUGACAGCCAAAAUGUGGUUGCACCCACGACCAAGAGUGAUGUCUACUCUCUUGGAAGUAUCAUAUAUCAGAUCCUUACUAGCCGUCAGCCCUAUUAUGAGGUCAAAAGCAGAUCCAAGGUUUCUAUCGAAAUAUUAAACGGAAAUAGACCCUCGCGAUCGCAUGAUACUCAUAUUGCUGAUCAUCACUGGCUAUUCAUGCAAAGAUGUUGGUCCGUCCCAGAAAACCGCCCUUCUGCCGCUGAAGUGCUACGCUUUUCUCAAACGGAAGUCGAACUUCUCAUCACAUAGGCCUAUGUGAGGAACUCAUGUCCACUUGUUUAUCCUUUUGCUUGUGAUUCAUACACUCGUCUCUAAAUUCUCAUUACUAUGGACUUCAUGGGGUCAUGGCCACCGGCGUUGUUUCUCUGACAGCACGGGGCCCCAUUAUUCUGGAUAUCAUACAUGUCACAUUUUAUCAGUUACACAAUGUUUUUCGUAGAUGUGUAUGAUUCGAGAAUCUUUCGGCACCCAUAGUACUAACAUCUAUUUGUAUUACAUAAUUGUAUGUCUCCCUCUGCUAUUUGAUAAUCGCAGCGCUCUACCGGCCCUCUA
This is a messenger RNA of Suillus subalutaceus, 1407 nucleotides long. RefSeq names its product kinase-like domain-containing protein. The record is from RefSeq and is a predicted model, not a curated record. Bases 178 to 1104 code for a protein of 308 amino acids. The transcript has 8 exons. Lineage: Eukaryota; Fungi; Basidiomycota; Agaricomycetes; Boletales; Suillaceae. Gene Ontology annotation, molecular function: protein kinase activity; ATP binding. Gene Ontology annotation, biological process: protein phosphorylation.